Messenger RNA from Mollisia scopiformis, 1700 nucleotides. RefSeq names its product glycosyltransferase family 4 protein. NCBI's taxonomy places the organism in Eukaryota, Fungi, Ascomycota, Leotiomycetes, Helotiales, Mollisiaceae. The record is from RefSeq and is a predicted model, not a curated record. The transcript has 2 exons. Gene Ontology annotation, cellular component: glycosylphosphatidylinositol-N-acetylglucosaminyltransferase (GPI-GnT) complex. The coding region runs from base 146 to 1612 and encodes 488 amino acids. Gene Ontology annotation, molecular function: phosphatidylinositol N-acetylglucosaminyltransferase activity. Gene Ontology annotation, biological process: GPI anchor biosynthetic process.
UCACAGAUCACCACAGCAUCACGACGCAUAACUUCUCUCCUGUAUCGCCUUCCUGAUUGCGAGAGGGCCUCCGAAAUAUGAAUCGCGCAUUAUAGCACUCGAUCUUCCAGCCAUCCUGCCGCAUUGCGCGGCAUCCGCAUUCACCAUGCCGUACAAUAUAGCUAUGGUCAGCGACAAUUUCUUCCCCCAACCUGGAGGCGUCGAGAGCCAUAUGUACCAGCUUUCCACGAAACUUAUCGAUCGUGGCCAUAAAGUGAUCAUCAUCACGCACGCAUACGAAGGGCGAACGGGUGUGCGGUAUCUCACGAACGGGCUCAAAGUCUACCACGUACCUUUUUUGGUCAUCUAUCGAGCAACAACCUUCCCAACUGUCUUCUCCUUCUUUCCCAUCUUUCGCAAUAUUGUCAUACGAGAGCAGAUAGAGAUUGUACAUGGCCAUGCAAGCUUGAGCAGUCUCUGCCAUGAGGCUAUCCUGCAUGCAAGAACAAUGGGAUUGAGAACAGUGUUCACAGAUCACUCGCUCUUUGGCUUUGCGGAUGCUGCAAGUAUCUUAACGAACAAGCUAUUAAAGUUCAUCUUAAGUGAUGUAGACCAUGUCAUCUGCGUCAGCCAUACAUGCAAAGAGAAUACAGUUCUCCGUGCCUCUCUCGAUCCCCUCAUGGUGUCAGUGAUUCCAAACGCUGUCGUCGCUGAAAACUUUCGUCCUCUCCACCACCCUUCAUAUCCUCUAUCCGAAUUUGGGAAUCAGAUUGUUCCUCCCCCACAGCGACUUGGUCCCCACGAUACUAUAACCAUUGUUGUUAUCUCGAGGUUGUUCUACAACAAAGGCACGGAUCUUUUGGUCGCUGCAAUUCCUAGGAUACUAGCUAGCGAUCCCAAUGUUCGAUUCAUUAUCGCAGGGUCAGGACCCAAAGCGAUUGAUCUGGAACAAAUGCUGGAAAGAAACGUCCUGCAGGACCGCGUGGAGAUGCUCGGACCUGUAAGACACGAGGAAGUACGAGACGUUAUGGUUCGAGGUCACAUCUAUUUACAUCCUAGCUUGACAGAGGCGUUUGGAACAGUCAUUGUCGAAGCGGCAAGUUGUGGCCUGUAUGUGGUCUGCACCCAAGUAGGCGGGAUUCCUGAAGUACUCCCCGCACAUAUGACUGUCUUCGCGAAGCCAGAGGAAGAUGAUCUGGUCGCCGCAACUGGACGAGCAAUCGCAGCUUUACGAGCCAAUAAAGUCAGAACAGAGAAGUUCCAUGAUCAGGUCAAGAUGAUGUAUUCGUGGACAGAUGUGGCUGAACGGACAGAAAGGGUCUACGACGGGAUAUCUGGUGCUAUAAGUGAGGCAGCUUUCUAUGGUUACGAUGCUGCAGACGCUGCCAGCUGGAGCGCUACAAGAGGACGUGCUGGAGUACAGAGCUUUGCCCUCAUCGAUCGUUUGAAGAGAUACUACGGAUGUGGGAUCUGGGCUGGGAAACUAUUCUGCCUCUGUGUGGUAAUCGACUACAUGCUGUUCCUUUUACUCGAGUUCGUGGCUCCAAGGGAUGCUAUCGAUAUUGCGAGGAACUGGCCGAAGAAGGAGAAGGAAGAAAGAAUACAUAAGCCUCGCUCAGGUUACGGCCGUUGAAAAUCGAAUGCUCGAGAUGGGACAGAGAGGAACAUUCGAGACAAGGCCAAUUGAAGCCUCGCUCCAGAGCGGCACGGCACGAGACAAA